Didymosphaeria variabile is the source of this 1179-nucleotide messenger RNA. RefSeq lists its product as uncharacterized. Bases 1 to 1179 code for a protein of 392 amino acids. The transcript is spliced from 2 exons. NCBI's taxonomy places the organism in Eukaryota, Fungi, Ascomycota, Dothideomycetes, Pleosporales, Didymosphaeriaceae. The record is from RefSeq and is a predicted model, not a curated record.
AUGCUUCACCCAAAAGUCUCCAUCGCGCUAUCAGCGCUUGCUCUCACCCCCUUCGCCGCCUCCACCACCUACCCAGAUUUCGUCCACCCCUCGAACGGCGACUGCAAAGAUUACAUUGUCAACAGCACCGUAACCUGGCCUCAACUUCAAUGGAAUCAAACCAUCUAUAAGAACAACUUCGAAGUCGUCGCCGUGCUGGCAAAAAUCGCUGAGCAGGGCAAAGUCCCAUUCAGCGCCUUCUCCGGCUCUAAGAAUGUGACAAUGACAUUCCAAACCGCAGGCACGUUCUGCAAGCCGAAGGUGCUGAAAGACGGUAAGGAGGACACGGUGCUAGUGGCUACGCACGGCGCGGGCUUUGAUCGACGCUACUGGGCCUCCUCCUACAAGCCAGAAGACUAUAAUUUCGCACAAUACGCUCUCGCCGCCGGGUACUCCAUCUUCUACUACGACCGCCUAGGCGUAGGCCACUCCUCCCGCCUCUCAGGCUACGAAGUGGAAGCAGGUCCACAAAUCGAGCUGCUGGCUUCUAUCCUCCGCUCUCUUCGCUUCGGACAUUAUACCCAGGACAUCAAGCCCUCCAAGCUCGUCCUCAUAGGCCACUCCUUCGGCUCCGCUAUCUCAAACAAUAUUCUAGGCCGAUAUCCCGACCUCGCGGACGCAGCUAUUCUAACGGGCUAUGCGUUUCCUAGUAUGGAAGAUCCAGCAUUUUAUACCAGCGGGCUAGGCUUGUCUGUGUUCGGCUCGCGUAUCGUUUCCACACUCCCGCCUUCCUCCAAGCCGCAAUUCGCAAACACUUUCGACGACGGAUGGCUCUCCUUCGUCGACAAAUUCGCCUUCACAGAGUCUUUCCUCGGCGGCGAAGACUACGAAGUUCCCGCGGCUGAGUACUCGUUCAAGAUCGCGCAGCCGUACUCCGCCGUCGACUUCCUCUCUGCGUUUGCGCAGAUGACUGUGGCGGACAAGUUUGAAGGUAAAGUACUGUUUGCGCCGGCGGAGAGGGAUUUGUUCUUCUGCGCGGGAGACUGCAAGGAUACAUAUGCACGGGGUGUGCAGGGGAGGGCGUUCCCGAAUAAUAAUACGGAGGUUUAUUUCCAGGAGGGGAGUGGGCACGGACAGAAUUUUGCGCUGAAUGCGAAGGAUAUGUAUGGGGAGGUUGUGAAGUUUGUGGAUAGUUUGUAA